Messenger RNA from Aspergillus affinis, 687 nucleotides. Its product is annotated as AMP-dependent synthetase/ligase. NCBI's taxonomy places the organism in Eukaryota, Fungi, Ascomycota, Eurotiomycetes, Eurotiales, Aspergillaceae. The coding region runs from base 1 to 687 and encodes 228 amino acids. The record is from RefSeq and is a predicted model, not a curated record. The transcript has a single exon.
AUGGCUUUCCACCAGGAUGACGUCCCCAGUGGGCAUAUUGCGGCGAACAUCGCCCAGGAAGCGGAAACUGCAAGUGGUGGUUCGCAGAUAAGGGGCAUUCUAUGGCGGACUGAACGUGUUCCUCCAGAUCUUGUGCCAUUUGUCCGCGAACAAUCUCCGUUCUACAAGGCCUUCCUAUCUCAUCUACCACAUGAUGUCCCCUUCUCCAGUCUUCCCUUGACUGAUGCUGAAGCAUACUGGGCUGCAGGAAAGGCCUCUGCUGACAAUAUCCUGACGAAGCCCUUCCGAGAUGGUGUAGUAAUGAGAUCUGGCGGUUCCACUGGUGCUCCAAAAUUCGUUUAUUACACCCGUGAUAAGCUUCAGCGCAUUUGCAGUAUUAAAGCGACUGUCGCUUCCGUGUCUAGCGGGAUCCUCCCCGGUGACCGAAUUGCCAAUCUUAGCCCCAUGGGCGGCAUGUACGGGAGCUUCAUGUUCAACAACACUGCGAUCAUGGAGCUGCCAAUCGACAACGUCCAGCUCCCCAUUGGCGGGCAGCAACCAGAGGACGUGAUGGCAGAUACAAUGGACAAAUUUGAGGCAACUGUAAUCCUCACUACCAUCUACUCUGCGAGUAAGCUAGCAGGAUGGCUGCUUGAGCAACAGCGCACCUUGAAGACCGUCCGUCUUAUUUUAUUCACCGGCGAGUAA